AUGUCAGAACAAAUACCGAGAGAGGAACGGGUUCGAUACAUGCGUCUAGCCCUCGAAGAAGCCGCAAAAUGCGAACCUGUUCCUACAGCAUUUUGCGUCGGUUGUGUCAUCACGGUCCCGACCCUGGGAGACGAGGGUACGAUAUCGCAAAAAAUACUCUCUACCGGCUACUCGCGUGAACUUGCCGGAAAUACACACGCUGAGGCUAAUGCAUUGGCAAAGGCGCAUGCACUUGCCGGUGCCGAGGAGUUGCGUCGGUCAUUUGGUCAAGGAGCCGAGCCUUCCACUCUUUUACGGCUUGCAGAUGUUUACACUACUCUCGAGCCGUGCUCCGUACGGCUGUCGGGGUUGGCGCCGUGCGCUGACGCACUCGUUGCUGCCGGGAUCCGGAAUUGCAUCAUCGGCGUAAAAGAGCCUGCAGAUUUUGUGCAAUGCGAAGGAACAAAAAAGCUGCAGGAUACAGGUAUUGGUAUUAUUUGGUUAGACGACUUGGAGUCCGAGUGUCUGGCUAUGGCUCGUCGAGGCCAUUCUUAA
Messenger RNA from Rhizoctonia solani, 534 nucleotides. RefSeq names its product deoxycytidylate deaminase (dCMP deaminase). Bases 1 to 534 code for a protein of 177 amino acids. The transcript is spliced from 2 exons. Lineage: Eukaryota; Fungi; Basidiomycota; Agaricomycetes; Cantharellales; Ceratobasidiaceae. Gene Ontology annotation, molecular function: diaminohydroxyphosphoribosylaminopyrimidine deaminase activity. The record is from RefSeq and is a predicted model, not a curated record.